Messenger RNA from Rana temporaria (common frog), 1417 nucleotides. RefSeq names its product serine and arginine rich splicing factor 9 (gene SRSF9). Lineage: Eukaryota; Metazoa; Chordata; Amphibia; Anura; Ranidae. Gene Ontology annotation, cellular component: nucleus; ribonucleoprotein complex; cytoplasm. Bases 187 to 888 code for a protein of 233 amino acids. The record is from RefSeq and is a predicted model, not a curated record. Gene Ontology annotation, molecular function: mRNA binding. The transcript is spliced from 4 exons.
GUGGCCAGACUGGUUCUCAGUCUCCCCUCAGCCGCCGACCACAGUCUUUGUGCCAUUCUUCUUCCUCUGUCGCGUUCCCGCGGCCACCUCCCACAAUAACGCGCGCUCUCGCCAGCACUUCCGCUCUCAGCUACAUCCGGUGCUCUCCCGCCGUGCUCUGCGCGGCCGGUCACAGGAAGCGUAAGGAUGUCUAGCUGGGAGCGUGAGAGCGGACGGGGCUCCGGGGAUGGACGGAACACUGGGGAUGGGCGGAUUUACGUCGGGAAUCUGCCGUCCGAUGUGCGGGAAAAGGAGCUGGAGGAGCUCUUCCAUCGAUACGGCCGAAUCCGCACCGUCGAAUUAAAGAACCGCGGCGGUGCCGCCGCUCCAUUCGCCUUUAUCAGCUUCCAGGACCCGAGGGAUGCGGAAGAUGCCGUGUUCGGGCGGAACGGAUACGAGUUCGGAUCUUGUCGGUUACGGGUGGAGUUCCCGCGAUCUAACAGAGGGCCCGGAGGCGGUUAUGGCGGACCUCGAGGAAGAAACGGCCCCCCAUCCCGGAGAUCGGAGUACCGGGUCCUUGUAUCAGGUCUUCCGCCAUCAGGGAGCUGGCAGGAUUUGAAGGAUCAUAUGAGAGAAGCUGGAGAUGUCUGUUAUGCUGAUGUACACAAAGAUGGAAUGGGAAUAGUGGAAUUUAUACGCAAAGAAGACAUGGAAUACGCUUUGAGGAAACUGGAUGACACUAAAUUUCGGUCUCAUGAAGGUGAAACUUCUUAUAUUCGCGUGUGUGCAGAAAGAAAUGCCAGUUACUCGCGAUCCAGAUCCCGCUCCCGUUCCCGUUCUAGAGGUCGUGAUUCUCCUUAUCAAGCUCGUCGUUCUCCUCGUUAUGCCUCCCCCUUCCGACAGUACUGAGCUGCCACACAGGGACACUUUCUAUAAAAUCAAAUCUGAAGACCAUCUGCUCUUACAUUCCACAACUGAUGGAGUUCAUUAUCUUUUAUACCAUUAUUUCUGCCCCUACUUUUUAUUUUUAAUUUUUUUUUUUUCUUUCUUUUUUUUAAAGGAAAGUGUGAUCUUUGCAUCAGAUGUACUUGUUUUCUUUUACGUUUUGUCAUCUUUUAAAAGGCAACAGACGGUAUUGUGCCUGGUCUGAUGUUCUUUGCAUAAGUGUGCAGUGACAGUGAAUGAUGGCUCUAUGGGGUAUAAAAAAAACUAAAAUGUGGAAUGUUGUGGCACGGGGCAAACAUAAGGGAAGGUACAUGUUUGUCCUUUAUAUAUAGACCUUUUCCCCCUCAAUUUGUUAGAACGAUAUUAUUUGAAAUAACUUUUAAUCCUCCUCAAUCAAGUUUGUAUGUGUUUAUUUUUUCCUUUUUAUUAUGAAAGUGUUUCAGUUAAAGUAAACAUCUGUAGCUGUCCUAAUAAAACAGUGAGAUUUCCAAAA